Molecule: messenger RNA, 687 nt
Organism: Closterium sp. Yama58-4
Lineage: Eukaryota; Viridiplantae; Streptophyta; Zygnematophyceae; Desmidiales; Closteriaceae
Source: the annotation of a GenBank genome assembly
AUGUUGGAGGAAGAUAAUAAGCGGAGUGGAGAAUGGCUGUUUGAGAAUGGGGCGAGGGGUGAAGAGGAGAGUGAGGGGGAGAGUGAGGGGGAGAGUGGGGGGGAGGGUGAGGAGGAGGAGGAUAGGAGGCAGGAGAGUGAGGGUGAUGAGAUGGAUGUUGGUGAAGGGGUGGAGAGGCAAAGCUCUGGAGGCAUGGAGAGGGGGGAGGAGGAGGAGGAGGUGGACGAGAGAGGGGAGAGGGAUUAUGGGGAGGGGAGAGGUUAUACAGUGGUGGAUGAAGAGAGGGCGGAUCUUAAGAGUGAGGCGAGUGAUGGAGGGAUGGAUGAGAGAGUGAACGAUAGGGAUGGGUAUGAGGAUGGGGGAAAACGGAGUGUGGGUAAGAUACAGGCGGAAGAGGAGGUUGGGGUUCAGAAAGAGGGAGAAGAGGGCAGGGGGGCAGGGAGAAGAGGGCAGGGAGAAGAGGGCAGGGAGAAGAGGGCAGGGAGAAGAGGGCAGGGAGAAGAGGGCAGGGAGAAGAGGGCAGGGAGAAGAGGGCAGGGAGAAGAGGGCAGGGGUGCAGACAGUGAUGAGGACAAGGACGAGGAGUGUGCGACUGGACAGGCUGAUGUGGAGGAGGUCGUAUCUGUGCAACGGGAGGACGGUGAGCACACCGCUGGGCGCAUUGCUGGCCGCGUGAGAGACGCCUAA